UUCUGCCUAACAAUGAGAACGUUUUUUAUUCUCCUCUUUUUGAGUUUUUUAAGUGGAUUGAUGGCGAAAACAGCCUAUAAGAGCGCAAUCUGUGGCCUGAAAGCGUCGUUUGUGGGAAAGUGUAAGGGCUAUUCCUACAUACCAAGGAAAAAAAAAUGUGUGCGAAUAUCUGGUUACUGCUCGGGAAGAGGAAACUUUUUCAAGCGAUUGGAGGACUGCAUAUCCAAGUGCGUAUAACAAGAUUUUGUUAACAAAACUGCAGCGAAAGGAAGUAUUAGAAUAAAGAACUGUUAACCAGA
Messenger RNA from Drosophila eugracilis, 299 nucleotides. RefSeq lists its product as uncharacterized. Gene Ontology annotation, molecular function: serine-type endopeptidase inhibitor activity. Lineage: Eukaryota; Metazoa; Arthropoda; Insecta; Diptera; Drosophilidae. The record is from RefSeq and is a predicted model, not a curated record. The transcript has 2 exons. Bases 13 to 237 code for a protein of 74 amino acids.